Molecule: messenger RNA, 735 nt
Organism: Phacochoerus africanus (Common warthog)
Lineage: Eukaryota; Metazoa; Chordata; Mammalia; Artiodactyla; Suidae
Product: probable inactive serine protease 58
Exons: 5
Coding region: 1-735 (244 amino acids)
Biological process (GO): proteolysis
Molecular function (GO): serine-type endopeptidase activity
Source: RefSeq, a predicted model, not a curated record
AUGAAGUGCUGUCUUAUCUUUGCACUCCUGAGUGUACCUGGAAUCAUCCUGGUUGAAAAUUCUAAUGCUGACAAGUUGAACUUAGCAGAAGAUUUUACUCUUCCUUACAUGGUCUAUCUGCAGUCCUUCCCAGAGCCCUGCGUGGGGUGUCUCAUUCAUCCUGAGUGGGUACUGACCGCUGCUCACUGCCCCUUACCCGUUAAAAUCCGACUGGGAGUUUAUCAACCCGACAUCGAAAAUAAGAGAGAGCAGAUACGGAAUUACUCACUGACUGUGCCCUACCCUGAAUUCGACGUGCACUCUCUGAACAAUGACCUGAUGAUGAUAAAACUGUCUAAGGCUGCUGGACUCAAUAGCCACGUGGGAACCAUAGCCAUAGCUUUGGAACCCUUAUCCUUUAACGAUUCCUGCUUUAUCCCAACCUGGACCUGGAGUAAAUAUAAAAACCUUACUGACCCUGACAUCCUGACUUGGAUAAACCAGUAUAAGCUUCCCUUUGAUGACUGCCAGAAUAUGCAAGACGAAAGAAUGGCGAUAAACAUCAUGUGUGUGGGACGGCCUCUAAAGACACUAGCUGAAAAUAAGGAAGUUUCAGCAGCUCCAGCCAUCUGCGAUGGGAGGGUGCAUGGAAUCUUGUCCUGGGCAAAAGGAAGUGUCACUCUAGGAAGUGAGGGGUUCUUCACAGAAGUUAAUCCUUAUGCAAGAUGGAUCAUGAAAAUCAUUGAGACCUACUAA